This is a messenger RNA of Plasmodium gonderi, 498 nucleotides long. RefSeq names its product D-tyrosyl-tRNA(Tyr) deacylase. Gene Ontology annotation, biological process: tRNA metabolic process. Gene Ontology annotation, molecular function: D-tyrosyl-tRNA(Tyr) deacylase activity. Bases 1 to 498 code for a protein of 165 amino acids. The record is from RefSeq and is a predicted model, not a curated record. The transcript has a single exon. NCBI's taxonomy places the organism in Eukaryota, Apicomplexa, Aconoidasida, Haemosporida, Plasmodiidae. Gene Ontology annotation, cellular component: cytoplasm.
AUGAGAGUUAUCAUUCAACGCGUAAAAAAUGUAGUCCUCCGUGUGGAGAAAGAAGGAAACAACAAUAUGAAAGAAAAGGAAUUAGAAGUUUUCAGUGAAAUAAAGAAUGGCAUUAUCUGCUUCGUUGGGAUACACAAGAAUGAUACAUGGAAUGAUGCUUUAUAUAUAAUUCGAAAAUGUUUGAAUUUACGUCUAUGGUCAAAUAAGGAUAAAACUUGGGAUAAAAAUGUAAAAGAUUUAAAUUAUGAAGUUCUAGUUGUGUCUCAAUUUACUCUCUUUGCAAACACCAAAAAAGGAAAUAAACCAGAUUUUCAUCUUGCAAAAGAACCGAAAGAGGCCUUACUUAUGUAUAACCAAAUGGUUCAAGAGUUUAUGAAAGAAUAUAAUGAAGAGAAAAUUAAAACAGGAAAAUUUGGAUGUCAUAUGGAUAUUCAGGUCACCAAUGAUGGGCCUGUUACAAUUUUCAUUGAUAGCCACGAUGUCAAUUUAACCAAAUGA